This is a messenger RNA of Penicillium roqueforti, 735 nucleotides long. Its product is annotated as DUF3632 domain-containing protein. The record is from RefSeq and is a predicted model, not a curated record. Lineage: Eukaryota; Fungi; Ascomycota; Eurotiomycetes; Eurotiales; Aspergillaceae. The coding region runs from base 1 to 735 and encodes 244 amino acids. The transcript has a single exon.
AUGGCCGACGUCUAUGAUGAGAUGCUUGCUAUCCUACAGGACCUAUUCAGCGAUAGAAUCUCUACGCAAGAAGCCGUGAGGGAUCUCGCUUCGACCACCUUAUCAGUAGACCCUCCUCAAUACGGUCUUUAUAAUCUUUGGAGUGUGAUAGUAACAUGUGCCUGCGAGUCCUCUGGAUACCAUGAUAAGAUUGUCGAGCUCCUAGUCCAACUCUCCAAGCUUCCCAGCGAGGAUAUACUCAUUCUCUACGAUAUGCAAAUUUGGAAAGACCUCCCGACACUAGGCUGGGCACUCCGUGAUCACCGACAAAGUGUAAUUUCGAAAAUUAUCAACCGGGAUAAAUUCACAGCACUUUUGAUGGCAACCGAAGAACCUGUAUUCGUAUACUUAUGGUUUACAAUGUUCACCCUCCGCGACGCGCUAGAAAUACCUAUAGGCCAGUUAUUACUAACUCACCCCUUAGAGGCGAUUCCUUCUGCUGCGAUAUGGAUCAGUACUCUCGGCGUAGGGAUCUAUAAAUGGGAUACAGAUCUUAGCGGCUAUCCGGGUAUAGCGCCGGGGAGAGGAGGCCCUCUCUGGAAAGGCAAACAUGGCUUUUUCAAGGAGAGGUGGCAGCUAUGGCGGAAGAGAUUUGGGGAGGUCGCUAGGAUGGGCGAGAUUGGAGACGAAGCAAGAAAGGCAGCAAGGGAAGCAGAGCAAAUGAUGUUGGAGAUUGAGAACGGGGAAAUAGAGUAA